GGCAGGGCCGGACCGCACCGCGAGGGGGGCGGGGUCAGUGGGCAGAUCAUGUUGGCUUGGACUUAAUCUCUGCCCGCUUUGAUUUAAGUCUCUUUGCCUGGCGCUCACUUGGUGCCUGGCACCGGAUUCGGCGCCUCAACGACCGUGGUUGUUUCGAUCCGGUCUUUCAACUUUGCGAGAUGUCUUCCAGAAGUCCCAAAGAUUUAAUUAAAAGUAAAUGGGGAUCAAAGCCUAGUAACUCCAAGUCAGAGACUGCAUUAGAAAAAUUUAGGGGAAAAACUGCAGCCUUACAAGCAUCCAUGGAGGAAUUCACAAGUGGGAAAGGAAAGCUGACUGAUAAAGAGAGGCACAGACUUUUGGAGAAAAUUCGAAUCCUCGAAGCUGAGAGGGAGAAAAAUGCUUAUCAACUCACGGAGAAGGACAAAGAAAUACAGAGACUCAGAGACCAGCUGAAAGCCAGAUAUAGUACUACUGCAUUGCUUGAACAGCUGGAAGAGAAAACAAAAGAAGGUGAAAGGAGGGAACAAUUGUUGAAAUCCUUGUCUGAAGAGACAGAUGUAUUGAAAAGACAGUUGUCUACUACCACUGCAAGACUUGCUGAACUUGAAAGCAAAGCCAGUACACUUCGUUUAUCACAGACUGUAGCUACAAGCUGCUUCAACUCAUCAAUGAGUAAUAUUCAUGAAAUGGAAAUACAGCUGAAAGAUGCUCUGGAGAAAAAUCAGCAAUGGCUUGUGUAUGAUCAGCAGCGGGAGGUCUACGUAAAAGGACUUUUAGCAAAGAUCUAUGAAUUGGAACAGAAAUCAGAAACAGCUGCUCAUUCGCUCUCACAGCAGACAAAAAAGACUGAAUCAGAAGGUCUUCAAGAAGAAAAGCAGAAAUAUUACAACCAUCUCUUGGCAAAUGCAAAAAAAGAUCUUGAGGUUGAACGACAAACCAUAACUCAGUUGAAUUUUGAACUUAAUGAAUUUCGAAGAAAAUAUGAAGAAACCCAAAAAGAAGUUCAAGAUUUAAAUAAACUGUUGUGUUCACAGAGAAAGGCAGAUGUACAACAUCUGGAAGAUGAUAGGCAUAAAACAGAGAAAAUACAAAGGCUCAAGGAGGAGAAUGAUGUUGCUAGGGAAAAACUUGAAGAGGAGAAGAAGAGAUCUAAGGAGCUCUUAUCUCAGGUCCAGUUUCUUUACACAUCUCUGUUAAAGCAGCAAGAGGAACAAACAAGAGUAGCUCUGUUGGAACAACAGAUGCAGGCAUGUACUUUAGACUUUGAAAAUGAAAAACUUGACCGUCAAAAUAUGCAGCAUCAAUUGCAAGUAAUUCUUAAGGAGCUCCGAAAAGCAAGAAAUCAAAUCACCCAGUUGGAAUCCUUGAAGCAACUUCGUGAGCUUGCCUUCACAGAGCCGUUAGUCACUUUCCAAGGAGAGGCUGAAAACAAAGUAAAAGUUGCCUCACCAAAAAGUCCCACAGCUGCACUGAAUGAAAGCCUGGUGGAAUGUCCCAAGUGCAAUAUCCAGUAUCCAGCCACUGAACAUCGAGACCUACUAGUCCAUGUCGAAUAUUGUUCAAAGUAGCAAUAUAAUUGUCCUUUGUCUUGUGUCAAAAGAUUUAAUACUGUAUUUUAUAUUAGUAGAUAUUUUGAAUUCUUUAUUUCACCUCAUAUGAGAAACUGCCUAUCUACCUUUGAGACUCCGGCAUAGAAGUGAAUCACUGUAUUUUUUCGCUGCUUUGCACUUCCCUUGGCAUUGAUACCUCCAUGAGAUGGUGCAUCUUCAGGCUUCAGCGACAGAAUGUGUGAGCAGCGUGUGCCGACAGGACUUCCAUUUUGCACUGUUGAAGUACUUGAUGGGGAAAAGAUAAGUUCAGGUUGUUAUUGUUUGUGGGUUAAAUCUAUGACACCAGCAAGCAAAUAUUUUGUGUUUUGUGGGUUUUUAAAAAUCAUAGGUAAUUAACCGAGUAUCUUACUGUCUGAGCAUAUUUUUUUAUCCAAGCACUUGGUAUACCUACAAUAUACCUACAAUUGAGUCCAUCGUUAAAAGAUGGUGAUUUU
This is a messenger RNA of Pteropus alecto (black flying fox), 2044 nucleotides long. It is a transcript of the gene CEP55, whose product is annotated as centrosomal protein 55. Bases 180 to 1568 code for a protein of 462 amino acids. NCBI's taxonomy places the organism in Eukaryota, Metazoa, Chordata, Mammalia, Chiroptera, Pteropodidae. The transcript has 9 exons. Gene Ontology annotation, biological process: regulation of phosphatidylinositol 3-kinase/protein kinase B signal transduction; mitotic cytokinesis. The record is from RefSeq and is a predicted model, not a curated record.